UCACCCUUUCGAACUUGAAACCAGUCUCCCAGCUUUUCAUUGAUUACGCGCGUAGUCGUUACCUGAAAGGCUGUCUAGCUGACGUUUUUAAAAACCGUUUUCGUUCAUGUGUCCUUUUGGUAAAAGCGCAUGAAAAUACAUGAUAAGUUCUACCUGUUUGGCACGUUCAUCUGCAUUUCGAUGCCCACCUGCCGAGCAAGAGCUGCACCGAUGUUUCGACAUCAGAAAUGAUCGACCUGUACCACUUGGUUUCAUGCCGUGUGUGGUGUUGCCUCAGAAAGGACUAGUCUUCAGCACCAAUCCACUGAGGAACUACAAUGCGCAUUUCCUUUUAGCAAGCAACAGCGUGCUGUCUUAUCGGUCGCUGUGCGUCAGCUGAGAGCAAGGAACGGCAUGACCUUUGAUGCUUCAUUGUGAACAGCGCGCGAAAGCUUCGUGUAUGUCGCCUUAGUAGCUUUCCAGGCUUAAGUCGCUCGCCUUUUCCGAACUAACAUUGGGCUGCAUAUUAAAAAAAAAAAAGGAAACAUUUGUGUUGCGAAGAAAGCUGACGGCGCAGAACCAACAUCAACUUCUCAUGUCGAGCAACCCGAGCCCAGCCCACCAGCGGUUCUCGGGGGACUACGACGCCUUCUAUGAUCCGGACUUUACAGCGGAAAUUAGUAACAAGAUGCGCGUCCCACAUCACAUUAGUGUCAUCAACCGGGACGACUACGAGAAUGACAUCGACGCGCUGCUCGGCAGGGACAAGAUCAAUGAGCAGACACUGGCCAUGCAUGUGCCCGACCGGAUCCUUGUGCGAGGGGGCAACCAGCACAUCGUGGGCAGAGACGAACUGCCAGAGAUGCGGCUCGAGAAGUCAAUGGAGCCACAGCCAGAGCCCAUUCUGCUGUCAACACCGCCACGCACCCUGACCCUCGAUAUGCACGCCUACCCAGCUGUUGACGCAGAGGAUGAGGCAGGGGACAACGCCAAGUCCACGCUCAGGGUUCGCCGCAAAACGACCCUGAGCAAGCUGCACAAUGGCGACAUCAGUCUCUUCAACAGCAGUGGGUUGGUGCCAACGACCCCACCGGGCCCGCUGUGCAUGGAAGAUGAGGUGUCGAUGUUGAAGAAGCAGAUUCGCAGCGUGAGCCGGCGUCUCAUCAUCGUCGAGCAGGAGAACCAGCAGCGACAUCAGCGUGAGAUUGUCCUCUACUCGGUCGGCGUUAUCUACUUCCUCCUCAAGGGACUCAUGUGGCUGGGUCGGCAUUGGUGAAGAAUGUAUAUCGGCCAUGACUGACAGCAUGGAGCUGUGCACCUAGCGCCGGCUCUCCAGUGCAAAACACAAAAAAAAAUUCAUUUGAGUUGAGACCAGUGGCGAAAUCUUCGAGCAAGACGGUAGCUUGAGGCGUACUCCUGCACAGCACGAGAAAUUAGCAGCUGCCAACUUCCAUGUGGAACUUUCUAAGGAAAGUGUAAAGCCGUGUUGCCCUUCACCAACUUCUACCCCAAGGUGGUGUGAAAAUUUUAGCUGCUGUGGAUGGCACACCACAUUCUCUAGAUGAAAAGUUUGCCAAGCAAUGAAAUUCUAAUAUACACUUCUGCACGAGCAUAAGAAGUGAGAAACCGGCUUCGUGCGCCGUUGGAUGUCUUGCUUUGAAUGUUAGCUCUGUUGGUUACUGCCCUGCCGGGGCCCUUUUGCUGGUACGUGCUAUCCUUUUGUUCUCGUUACACACCAUGUUUCUAGCAGGAAAGAUGUUAGUGUGACUUCAGAGACCGAAAGUAGCAGUGGCAUGUUACCUAGUCAGUUUCCGUUAUUUGCCGUUUGUUUUGUUGCACUUCCCUUCGGACUCUUGAUUGCACGCCUAAUGCAUUGAUUUGACACAUUUUGAUUUAAAGCGGGCAAGAAAGAAAAAAAUAUUACCAUGGUCUUUUUAUUGUUUUGUUAUUUACUCUGUUAAAAGCUUCUUUUACUUGUUAGUAGGCUAUGUGCUCAGUACUUUUGGUCUUGCUGUUAUUUGCUGGCCGGUACAGGUCAGCAUGACAGCUGCGCGUGUUGAGCAGUAUUUUCUGUUUAGUCAUACAUUUGUCGCUCUUGUUGAAAUUCCUUAAAACGGUGCUCAAGGAAUGGGGAAGGGGGGAGCCAGUCAAUAAACAUUUUAUGGCUUUCGUUUUACGUGCAUUCUGCACAAUCCAGUGGUCAGGCUUGGCAGCAGUGCAUGACAGUUGCCCUACAAGCCAGACGUUCAGGUACCUGUAUAGCUUUGCCAUGCCACUAGCUGUGCUAUACAUUGUGAGGUCUGGCUGGCACAAUGGUAUCCUUGUAUAUAACACACAUUUAACUGUUUCCCAUCAAAUAGCUUGGCAAGCACUAUGGUAUGCAAUAGAGUGUUUACACCAUGAGUGAAACACAAUUGUUUGUGUUUUUUAGCCUCCUUUGCGUAUUGGAUGUCUUGCAACAUGCUAGUGGUACGCCACUCCAUCAAGCACAAAAUUUUUGUCUGUAGAAGGAACCGCACAUUUCACAGCCUUUGUCUGAGCAAAUUUACUAAGCUGUGCGCCUCUAGUGAGCAUGAACAAAGCUCAUCAUUUUGAUUUUGAAUAAGGAGCCAGUUUCUGAUUUUUAACUGGCCAUAAUGCAAUGUAUUGAACAGUCAGCUGAUUAUCCAUGAAUCUAUAGUGUAGAAAUUGUCUAGGAGGUGCACAGAAUGGUUUGUUAAAAAUCACUUUGUUUCAAGCCUAUGACUCACCCUUGUGUGGUAUUGCUCAGGGUCUGUGCAUAUGUUAUCCUGUGCAUAUGUAGCUGAAAGCUGUGCUAGCUCUCUUUAAGGGAAAUGGCAGAUAGCCUUCAAAGCAAAGUGAUCUUGUAUGUGCAGUAGCUGCUUGAAUCGUUACACAAGGAGUCCGAAGCUGAAAAUGAUUGUUUUAAAAGGACAAUGGUGAAGGCAUGUUAAAACGGCACAUGAGUUGCUGACAGCUUCAUUUCAUUUUGCUGCAUGCCUGGCUUCAUUGCAGCUUUUAUGCUGCAUUGUGAUGAGCCUAUUGAUUGUGAAUGAACUCACUCAGCCUCCUUGAUUGCCGAACUAGCUUGAGCCAGUGUUGGUUGUGUGUAUGCUAUUGAAAGAUGCCGACUCUGAUUUGGUAAAACAUGUGCACUUUGCCUUUUCUUUUUUUCUGUUUGUACCCACCGCUCGCGACUUUGCAGAAACAAAACUCUGUGUCAUCGCAGCGCACCCAUGAAUUUUUGUUAGUGCAUAAUGGCUGAGUACUGUUGUACAUUACUUCCCUCCCCACACACGAAGCCUGCUGGACAGAUGCAUUUGUCUCUUGUUUAAGAAGGUGUGGUGACCAAUAAAGCUAGCGUAUUUUGCUGCACUGAA
Messenger RNA from Dermacentor silvarum, 3359 nucleotides. It is a transcript of the gene Tango11, whose product is annotated as transport and Golgi organization protein 11. The transcript is spliced from 4 exons. Bases 575 to 1255 code for a protein of 226 amino acids. The record is from RefSeq and is a predicted model, not a curated record. Lineage: Eukaryota; Metazoa; Arthropoda; Arachnida; Ixodida; Ixodidae.